AUGGUUCAAUGUACGCCGGAUGUAUGCGGUGAUCACGGCGAUUGUGAAGUAAUUAAUGGAACUCACAUUCGAUGUUCAUGUCGCGACUAUUAUGAUGGCCCAAAUUGUGAAAUUUUUAAGCCAAUUGAACAUGCAGCGAAAUUUGAUGGUAAAGCAUUUAUUGUAUUUUCCAUUGAUGAUUUUCCACACUUAACUUCGGAACACGAAGAAAGUUUAAGUUUACGAUUCAAAACAUCCGCAUCAUCCGGGUUAAUAUUUUGGCAAGGUCAGCCAUUUGAUGUACCUCUGAAGGGCGACGACUAUAUUUCGAUUGGCUUGAGUGAUGGUCACUUGGUCUUCUCAUAUGAACUUGGUGGUGGUGCAUCGCAACUAAUCAGUAACGAAGUGGUAAAUGAUGAUAAUGAGCAUCAGUUACGAAUUUGGAGGAAAGGUCGCGAUGGAAAGAUGAUCAUCGAUGAGGGAGCGCCAGUUGUAGGCUCAUCAUUCGGCAUUGUCGCUAUGCUCAAUGUAGAUGGAGAUGUUUAUAUCGGUGGUGUGCCCGACUUGGAUAGUAUGACCGGUGGUUUGUAUGAAGAAAACUUUGUUGGUUGUAUCGGCGAUAUAACAUUCAACGGUGUAAAAAUGGAUUUAAUGGCAAACGCAAUUGAUGGACGAAAUGUGAAACCGUGUGACCAAUGGGUGAGAAAGAAGAAAUGGAUACAGAUUAGAAAGUAUCGAUGGCGCUGA
This is a messenger RNA of Acanthocheilonema viteae, 726 nucleotides long. NCBI's taxonomy places the organism in Eukaryota, Metazoa, Nematoda, Chromadorea, Rhabditida, Onchocercidae. The record is from the annotation of a GenBank genome assembly.